Messenger RNA from Striga asiatica, 510 nucleotides. Lineage: Eukaryota; Viridiplantae; Streptophyta; Magnoliopsida; Lamiales; Orobanchaceae. The record is from the annotation of a GenBank genome assembly.
AUGAUAGCCCUGUCCGGAUCCCAGCCUCGAUUGUGCAGCCAGGCCAGGGACGGGUCCCCGCCCGACCCGUUCACCCCCCUCGAGAUCACCGUCGUGAGGGCCGCGUCCCCCAGGAGCGGGUUCAUGGGCCCGUCAAUACGGUUCGGGUCGUGGUCCCUUAAUCGUCAGCGAACGUUCUCAACUCGGACGUCUCGUCAAUCGAGCGGGCCUCGAGCACCAGGCCACACUUCGAGCAGAACGUGUCGCCUGCCGCAUGAUCGAACACUACCUUCGUGCUCCGCUUGCAGUCCGAGCAAUACGUGUUCGUCAUACUCGGCGGCAGCAGUUUUAAUGGGUCAAUCAAAUUGGGUGGAAACGAUCGACGAACGGAAUCGGGUGUGGGUUGAAAUUCUUGAUUUUGUUGGAGCAGUGAGUCAACUCACUCGUUCGCCAGAAUCUGAUCAUGCAGAAAGGGGAGAAAAGAGAGGCGGCGGUUGCGCUUGUCGACGGAGGUGUAGGGCCGGUGGGUGA